Molecule: messenger RNA, 795 nt
Organism: Oldenlandia corymbosa var. corymbosa
Lineage: Eukaryota; Viridiplantae; Streptophyta; Magnoliopsida; Gentianales; Rubiaceae
Source: the annotation of a GenBank genome assembly
AUGGAUCAAAAACUGGAAAUUACUGAGAUUUGUCUACUGAAUUCACUUCCUAAUGACACAGCCCUCAAGAUAGCUUCAUCUCUCCAGGUUGCAGGCGUUUGUAAACUGAGCAGUUCCUCAAGGUUUUGGCGGGUGAUAUGUGGGUCUGAUUGUAUAUGGAAAGCUCUAUACAGGAAGAGAUGGCCUGCUGAAAUUGGUUCGGAUCAUAAGGAUUCUUCUGUUCAUGAGAGCCAAUCUCGUCAGGCUAAUCAACAGUUAGAACCCAGUGUCGAGGAGUGGAGAAAGAUCUAUAGGUAUAAGCAUGAAGAGAUGGCAACAAAAGCAGCCUCUAUAAUUAAUUAUGUGGAAGAAAAUGUGUGGCCUCCGGACUCCAUAGAACUCAACUUCAUUAACGAAGCAGCUGGUUACAUGGAUUGGGAGAAGUUUGGAAUUAUAGAUGUCGAAUUGCUGUUUCUCAGAGCAGGAGUCAGUGUGCUUGUAAACUCGGUGGGUUUGUUUUACUGCUGGCUGUAUGAUGUCAUGCCUGAAACUGAGGAAUCUCUCUUGGAUGCAUUAGAGAUAUCCGGAAUUUCAGAGAGGCAAGUAUGGGCGAAAUGGUGGGUGUACAAUCAGGCCGAAGGCAUUCCACGCGAGAAGUUAGUUUCUCUAAAAGACCUAGCCGCAAGUUAUAGAGGAGGAAAAGUUGUUGACAUCAUGCGCCGAAGCGUGGUGAAAGGCGAGAAUGAGAUUACCGUUAUUGUUUCUGCUGUUAACCUUAGUCCAUACCCUGGUUUUGCCAAACUGCAGACAUGCUGA